GAUUAAAGACAAACAACAUAUACAUAAUUUUUUUCGCCAGAAGAAUAAAUAAUUUUUGAUUAUGAUUUCGUUCAUCAUUGAUGUAUGGUUUUUACUGAUGAAUGUGUACAUUUUGGAUUCGAAAAAUAUAACAAAAAAAAUAAAAUGUUCAUUCGACGACCAAAAUUAUCAUCAGUAAAUGUACAUGGUGAUCUUCAACAACAACAUCAUCAUGAAAACAUUGAAUGUUUAACAUUUCGAACAAUUUCUAAACAUUUCAUUUUAAUCAAUGUGAUAAUAUUCACCAUGUUAAAUUAUUAUUCUGGUAAUCUAUUGUUGAUCAAUGCAGCUAAAUUAACAUUACAACAACAACAUUCAAAAAUUGCCGAACAUCGUUUGAUAAUGCAAGAUCGUGCUAUACUACACAUAAAUCUUAUGAAUACUGUUGGUCUUUGUCGUGAUCCACGGCCAUUAAUUGUCUAUCCACCUGCAUCGACAAAUAAAAUUUUCUAUCCACGUGGAACAAUAAUCCACCGUUGUACGGAUCAAACAGGCUGUUGUCCAAAUCCCGGUGAAUUAUGUAGACCAGAAACGGUGGAAAAUGUGGAGAAAGUAUUUUUCGUUAAUUAUUUUAUGCUCGGACAACAAGUGUCCGCUGGUCAACGUAUUGCACCACGUUUGAAAGCAAUGAAAACAAAUUUUACAACAAUGACCGAAACGGUAACAUUCGUCAAUCAUACAUCAUGUAAAUGUAUACGAUUAGCACCGAAUACGAUUGAACAUGAUGAUAUACAAUCAGUGAUUAGCCGUCCAUUGAUUACAACGAAUAUUCCAUUACAAACAAAUUCAAUUCUUUAUCAUCUAAUUGGUUCAUUAUCCAUUUUAGCGAUCAUAAUAAUAUUGUUUUUCAUCUAUAAAUUCAUAUGUAUUCAUAGUUCUAGACUUCGAAAUGGUCAACUUGUUUAAUGAUAAUAUCAUAACAUAAAAUGAUCAUGAUAUUUUUGCGUA
Messenger RNA from Dermatophagoides farinae (American house dust mite), 987 nucleotides. The record is from RefSeq and is a predicted model, not a curated record. NCBI's taxonomy places the organism in Eukaryota, Metazoa, Arthropoda, Arachnida, Sarcoptiformes, Pyroglyphidae.